Cuscuta epithymum is the source of this 1505-nucleotide messenger RNA. The record is from the annotation of a GenBank genome assembly. Lineage: Eukaryota; Viridiplantae; Streptophyta; Magnoliopsida; Solanales; Convolvulaceae.
GAAAGGGGGACGAGGCCAAAACCUUUCCAGAAGAGGCAUGCCUCUUCGAAAUACAUGAAUAAAAUAAAUAGAAACAUAUACUGGAAGAAAAAGCAAGUGAAAAAAUUGGGGGGACUAUACCUUACCCAAUUUUAAAAAAUAAGGGCAAAACAAAAAAGGAAGCCAAAUUAAGCCAAAUUAGGAAACCCUAAUGCUAGGGAGACCAACAACGUCUAAAUGGAUAGCCCCUCUGACCCGAUUAGGCAACUGAGCAACCUGAUAAUAGAUGAGAGGAAAUCUAGCUCCAAUAGCGAUCUGAGCAAGACGAUGAGCAACCUCGUUAGCUUUCUUGUAACAAUGGCCGAAUGUGAUCGAAAACUGAUGAGCUGCAUCUCUGAGAGGCUGAACGAGAUGCCUAUAGCUAUCGCUAACUAAAGGGCGUCGGGGAAGAGAAAUAGCCGCGAGGGAGUCGGACUCAACUUCUACACCAAAAAAGCCAGCUUCUACAAUCCAAUGAUAUACCAAAAUAUAACACAAAUUAUCUAAAAAGAAGAAAUAACAAUAUUUAUAUAAACACAUACAUUUAGGUACAUUUAGGGUCAUGUAUUUUUAGGUUCUCAAAAUCAAGUACAUAUUCCGUAAUAUUCCGUACUAUUUGGGUUCGGGAUGAAAAUAUAUGGAACCAUUAAAUACAUGGUUUCUGUAAGCCGCCGGUUGAGUAUCGAGCGUGUAGCUUCCCUGUUGCCUCUGUGGGCUCGCAGGAACCAGCGAAUUAUCACAGGAAUCGUCUCUGCCGACAUUUGCAGACUACAAAGGCCGUACUUCUUCUCCUAGCUACAUCUUGUCUCGGCGUAUCCCGGCCUUCGAACCUCGUAUCCGAUCAACCCUCCACGUGAUCUGAUAUGGCGGAUCCUGAAUUAGAAGCACUCCGGCAAAGGAGAAUGCAGGAGCUGAUGGCUCAAAGCGGAGCUGGAAACCUUCAAAACCGAGAUCAACAAAAGACACAAGAUGAAAAUAAAAGAGAGGAGGCCGAGGAGCAAAGGCAAAUGAUGCUCAGUCAGAUUAUGACUUCAGAAGCAAGGGGAAGAGUUGCCCGAAUUGCGCUAGUGAAGCCCGAAAAGGCCAGAGGAAUUGAAGAUCUAAUACUCAGAGCUGCUCAAGUUGGUCAGAUUAAGGAGAAGGUGUCUGAAGAAAGGCUCAUACAGUUGCUGGAGCAGAUUAACACUCAAGGCACUAGACAAACGAAAGUAACAAUCCAAAGGCGUAGGAGCGUUCUUGAGGAUGAUGAUUAGUUCCAAGCGCCCUGUUUCAGUAUUUGAUUAUUGUAGUAAUUUAGCCUAUGCUUAAUCAUCUAUGGCUUACCUUUGUGCUUGGUCUGUCACUGUGUUCGCGUAGUGUUAGCCUAUACAAAACUCAUCUUACUACGAGUUUUGUAUUUGGAUCUUUUGGUUGUUUGAAAUCUGAAGAUAUUGUCAGAAACAAUGAUUAAAAUAAAAAAAUAGACUGAAACCAUGCUCUUAUUAUAG